GGGUAAUUCCGGAUCGGGUUGAUACAUAUAACGAGAAAAUAAGUCAAAUUUACUUUGAAAAAUGAAAGCUGUAGCUUUGAAGGUGCCCCUGUUGUUUCUCGUGCUGAUGGCUCCGAGCGCCCUGGCUUCCUCAACACAGGUGGCAACCAUCUACCCCCAGGACCCAGCCCUGCCCAUCGGGGCUAGCCUAACGGCCACCUGCUCGGUGAGCCCUGAUCUGGGCCUCCACGCCAGCAAGCUGUUCUGGACGCUCAACGGGCGGCGCCUACCCAGCUCCUCCUACAGCGUCCUGAGCCCCACGGCCGUGAGCGUCACCCUGGCCCGCCUCCCUGCCUCCCACCAACGCUCUGGGGACAACCUGGUCUGCCACAACCCUGCGGGACAUGUCCUGGCUGGCUCCUGCCUCUAUGUCGGCAUGGCUCCAGAGAGACCGGUCAACCUGACUUGCUGGUCAAGGAACACCAAGGACCUGACGUGCCGCUGGGCCCCUGGAGGGCAGGGAGAGACCUUCAUACGGACCAAAUACACCCUCAAGUACAAACUCAGGUGGUACGGCAGAGAGAGGGAGUGUGAGGACUACAGCCUGGUCCAGCCUUACACCUGCUACAUCCCCAGAGACCUGGCCCUCUUCACCCCUUACGAGAUCUGGGUGGAGGCCACCAACCAGCUCGGCUCCUCCACCUCUGAUGUCAUCACCCUGGACAUCCUAGACGUGGUGACCACGGACCCUCCAUCAGGGGUGAGUGUUGGCCGUGUCGGGGAUCUGGAGGACCAGCUGAGCGUCCGCUGGGAGACCCCACCUGCCCUCAAGGACUUCCUGUUCCAGGCCAAGUACCAGAUACGCUACCGCCUGGAGGACAGUCAGGACUGGAAGGUGAUGGAUGACGUGGGUAACCAGACUUCCUGCCGUCUGGCUGGACUGAGACCAGGAACUGUCUACUUUGUCCAGGUCCGCUGUAACCCGGUGGGGAUCUAUGGUUCUCGUAAGCCUGGCAUCUGGAGCGAGUGGAGCCACCCCACUGCAGCCUCCACCCCCCUCAGUGAGCGUGUUAUGUCCGGCUCCUGUGACUCCAAGUCGGGUGACUCUAACUCAACGCUGCGCCGCGAACUCAAGCAGUUCUUUGGCUGGGUGAGGAAGCACGCCUAUGGCUGCAGCGGCAUGUCAAUCAAACUGUAUGACCAAUGGAGAGUCUGGAUGCAGAAAUCCCACAAAACACGCAACCAGGUAGGUCCUCCAAGGGGAUAAGUCUUAGCACACACCACGUCAAGACAUCAAAUGGUGUCAUGGUGACAAAGGUUGUGGUUGUGUGUGUACGUGCGAUUUUGAGUGUGUGUACGUGUGAUUUUAAGUGUGGGUACGUUUGACGUUCAGUGUGUCUGUAUGUGUGUGUAUUUUAUGGGUGUAAAACUCUUUUCUUGGGACGCCGAGGCCUCAUCUUGUACCAGAGACAUGAGGAGGACCUGAGAACACAGUGGAUAUAGGACAGUGUACCUGCCAUGUCCCACACCCCUUUCUCUGCAUCUGUAAUUGACUGACUGAUACCCAGGGAGCGCCAUCUACUGGCAUUAGAGGACUUGGAUUUCACCACAGUGGAGCAUGAUUGAAAGCCCACUUGAUUAUCCCUGGAGCGAAUUGUUCUGGACAGUUUUCCUGACUAGGCCCAGUCUGGAGCCAGGGCCCGGAAGGGGAGAGUCCCUGGCCUGGGAGAGAGGGCCGUGGGGCGUGACGGAGCCUGACCUGGGUGUGAAGAGCAGUGGAAUGUGUGAAUGAUCAUGUUUAUGUAUGGAGAAAGUUUACUGCCUUUAUUUUUUUACUAAAUUGUACCAGCAUAUUUAAAAUGUCAAAAGUUAUGUUUUAUUCCUAAGUUAUGUUUAGAUAGUCGACAUGUUAUUGACUGAAUCUUGAAUUAUCUGUUUUAUUGUUUAUAAAAUAAUGGGUAAAAAGUA
Osmerus eperlanus (European smelt) is the source of this 1947-nucleotide messenger RNA. RefSeq names its product cytokine receptor-like factor 1a (gene crlf1a). The record is from RefSeq and is a predicted model, not a curated record. Gene Ontology annotation, molecular function: cytokine binding; cytokine receptor activity. The transcript is spliced from 9 exons. Bases 62 to 1246 code for a protein of 394 amino acids. Gene Ontology annotation, biological process: positive regulation of tyrosine phosphorylation of STAT protein; cytokine-mediated signaling pathway. Gene Ontology annotation, cellular component: external side of plasma membrane; CRLF-CLCF1 complex; signaling receptor complex. Lineage: Eukaryota; Metazoa; Chordata; Actinopteri; Osmeriformes; Osmeridae.